Racocetra persica is the source of this 288-nucleotide messenger RNA. The record is from the annotation of a GenBank genome assembly. NCBI's taxonomy places the organism in Eukaryota, Fungi, Glomeromycota, Glomeromycetes, Diversisporales, Gigasporaceae.
AUAGAAAAUAUUAAUUAUAUUGAGAAUUAUUCUGAUCCGUAUUCUAGCAAUUCUAAUAGUGAAUUUGCAAUCGAAAUAGAAAACUUUUCUAUUCUUAAUUUCGAUGUUGCUAUAUAUCAAGAUAUUAAGAAUAAAAUUUUGCAGCAAAAUAGUGAAAACGAAAAUGAAGAUUAUGAUCUGAAUAAUGCAACAAAAGAAAAUAUAUCAUCUGAGUUUGAUGAAGAAGUUGAAGAAAUUAUAUUAGAUCAAACUGUAAAAACAAUAAAUACAUACCUUGUAUCAUUAUAG